AUGGGCGAAGCCCUCGAUCUCAACCUCUAUCCGUCGUGCUACAAUUGUCUAAGCUGGUCUGACGACGGGGAGCUGGCAGUAGCAGCUGGAGACACGGUCCAUCUACAACUCCCCCAAUGGAAACCAAAAUAUGUUCAUCCCCUCUUUGAAAAAGAGAAAUCGAUGCCAUGGACUUCCACCAAAGUCCGAACCAAUGUUUUCACCCACCAAGAAUGGAAAGUCAUGAUGCCUACUGGCCGAGAUGAGUUCUCCAUCGGCGCCGAGCAAUCGCUAAGCAGCGUAUCUCAACUGGCCUGGUCAAACGAAGGUCUGGGACUACAUCGGCGGUGCGUUCUUGCUGUAUUGACUUCUAAUCUUUUAUUGUCGUUGUAUGAAGCGGAUGGGCAGAGACGCACCUGGUCCCGUGUCUUUGUUGUUAACAAAGCGCUUGAGAAGUAUUUUGAGUCGAAAGAAAGACCUAAAUCGAUCAGCGCGUCUCGCAUUCGGUCAUUUGCGUGGUGCCCUCCAUUGAAGAAUGAUGCUCGUGGCGAGGAUGACCGUGCAGAUUUUCGAUGGGGCGAGCAAUUGCUUACCAUUGCCACAGAUAGCAAUGAUCUUGUUCUUGUUCGUGUGAGACGAAAUCAUUCAUCGAAGGUUUCUGGAUGGAGAUUCUCUAUUGAUGUUAUUGAUCAUAUCGAACUGGGAAAUCUGAAAAGGCAGUAUAGCCCGGUUCCCCAGGGGUCAUUGUGGGCUGAUGCAUUAAACUCUAAGGCUAGAGUACUGAAUAUUUCGUGCGGCCCUUGGAUCAGAGCGGAUGACCAACAGAAUGGCACAAAAGACUCUAGGCUGAAAUAUCAUGCCAUGAUUGCGCUAGUGCUUGGGGGCAGUCUGCAUCUGGUCAAUGUACAGGCCCGUAUGAGUUUGGAAGAUAGACAAACAAUUUCCGUUGAAGGACAACUGACACACAAUACAACUGUUCUAUCUUCCAGAAGCCUGGAAUGUAUCAACUUCACUGGACUACUACAAUGGAUUCCUGUAGACGAGACCAGAGUCUUGCUGGUGUCAGGCUAUAUUGGUGGGSGAGCCACACUUCGCUUUGACCACAAUUCAUAUCUGAAGUCAUCAAUGCAAGGGAAAGUCGAUGAGAAGAGCGUUAUUUUUCAUCAACGGUCAUUCCAUGACCAAGGAUACAGCAGCAUGGGCACUAUGUACUCCCAAUAUAAUGAACCCAUAUCUGGAGUUGUAGCACCAACAUCAUCGACAGUUUCCCACGACACUCGCUUAAUCUAUCUGACAACCCUUGGCCGUUUCUCCGAGGCGACCCCUCUCUCUACAAUUGGUACAUUACUAGAAGAGACACUGUCCAAAACUCAAACCCCUUGGCUAGAGCAAGUAGAGCGCUACAGACAAAGGUACAGCAUCCAAUAUGAACUAGGCGAUAUGAGCAUUGUACGGACCUGGGGUCUCGCCACAUUCGACGGCUGGACUGCCGUUGCAUUUACGAUGCAUCCAGGAGACGUGCUCGAAUACACCAUCAGAGCUGAGGAGAGCACUAUCAUCCUCUUCACGCCACCGGAGCCUGGUGCGGUGUUUCCUAAACCCGCUGAUUUAUCGGAUGAACGUAUGGCCAUGAAGCGCGAUGAAGUUCUGCACUAUACACUUUCUUCGGCGAGCAGACUGCAAGAAAGUAAUCUCCGCUCCGCUAGGCUCAUCUAUUCAGCAUGCGUAUGCGCGAUAAAUGCGAAUUACGGUGCACAGCAGGAAAUUUCCAAGAACGACGUCUUGCUGAAUCUAGCCCGUCAAGCAUUGACACAUCUCUCCACUACUUUUGACCUUUCUAUCGACGAGGAAUUAUCAUACUGUGAUAUCCACAAGCCCAGCACCGACCCCGUACUCGGCAAAACACCAAAACCAGCGUCCGUACUAGAAGGACCGAUAGGUUGGAUCUACGAAAAAUGCCGCACAUGCUUCCGCCGCGGAAAGGGGGAUGUAGGUCUGAGCUGGCGGGACCAAAAUACUACUAUAUGCGCAAAUGGCCAUACCUGGAAUCGAUGCGCCUUGACGUUCCUCGCAAUCCAAGAACCGUACAUUUCCAUGUUCUGUUCUGUAUGCGACAUGAACGUCCUCUCGCGUGAUGAGGGCAUUGAUUAUACCUUAGUUGGGCAUGAACAGGUUGCCGAGGAUGAGAAUAGGAAGGAACUCUAUGAUUCGCUUUAUGAACGAUAUGAUAUAUGCGCGUACUGUGGGGGAAAGUAUCAAGAUGAGUAG
Talaromyces amestolkiae is the source of this 2247-nucleotide messenger RNA. RefSeq lists its product as uncharacterized. The transcript is spliced from 5 exons. The coding region runs from base 1 to 2247 and encodes 748 amino acids. Gene Ontology annotation, molecular function: histone acetyltransferase activity. The record is from RefSeq and is a predicted model, not a curated record. Gene Ontology annotation, cellular component: transcription factor TFIIIC complex. Gene Ontology annotation, biological process: transcription initiation at RNA polymerase III promoter. NCBI's taxonomy places the organism in Eukaryota, Fungi, Ascomycota, Eurotiomycetes, Eurotiales, Trichocomaceae.